Colletotrichum navitas is the source of this 480-nucleotide messenger RNA. RefSeq lists its product as uncharacterized. The record is from RefSeq and is a predicted model, not a curated record. The transcript has a single exon. NCBI's taxonomy places the organism in Eukaryota, Fungi, Ascomycota, Sordariomycetes, Glomerellales, Glomerellaceae. Bases 1 to 480 code for a protein of 159 amino acids.
AUGGCUCAACUGCACCCACCCCCCGCCUGUUGCACCGGCCGUGGCGUUGAGGCCACUAACGACGACAAGACUGGAACAAGACUAACAGAUCAACACAACCGAAUGGCAAGACUGGACCGGCGGACGCUUGAGGGUUUUCUGCAUAUGCAUGGUCCUUUCGCCUCUACCCAAUUUGGCCGCACUCGCUUAUUAUCCUCGUCCAAAUUAGCCCAUCAAAACCAGAGUCCAGAGACCAGCCCCGCCUAUCAAUCUCCACCCGCCAACCUGAUCCAUGCCUUCCCACUGGAUCGUUUCAUUCUCCGCCAAUCUGGUACCAUCCUAAGCGAACAGUUGGCUCCUCAAUUCCGCUCUCUGAGCAGUGAAAAUCCUCAGCCUCCUCCGCAGGACCGUCGGGGACAACCCCCCCCCCCUCUUGGCAUUUACCCAAACCGGCAAACGGGCUCCAGUCUCGAAUUGAGACCAACAUUGUCAGUCGAUUAA